AUGCCAAGAUCCGUAUCGCCACCAAUCUCUCCAAAGACCGUACGACAGCCCAAACGGUCACGGCAAUUAUCGCAAAGCGAGCUCGUCGUGGAGGAACUAGCUCAAGACGAUCUUGGGUACGACGCAGACGUGGAAGUACUACGACCUGAUCAGUAUGAGGAAGCAGAAUCGGACUUUGAGGAUGACACCCGGGCUGUCAAGUCGAUCACAGCGAUAGACGAAGAGAUCACGAGAGGCAUGCGGCAGCUCGGCUGGCGGCAGACGCAACCGACGGUGCCGACAGAGCCAGUCACAGAACACUUCUCAGACCUGGACUCAAGCCCAAUCAAUCAGUACGGAAAGCGCACUGAGUUCCACUUGACCACGCCUACGCGCACGGACGGUCGAGACAACUAUGCUCCUCCAGCUAAGAGAAGAAAGAGGAGAGAAUCACGACUCAAUCCUGCACAGCGUAUUCUCAAGUCAAGGCCACAGCCACUGACUGAUAGCUCGGAUCGGACCGACGAGAAGCGAGCACCAUUGGCAGAAUCCUCGUCGACAAGGUCGACUGUGGCAUCGGAUGAGCCCCGGAUGGCUAGCAAUGAUGAAAUGCUACUUGACUGA
Messenger RNA from Cyphellophora attinorum, 603 nucleotides. RefSeq lists its product as uncharacterized. NCBI's taxonomy places the organism in Eukaryota, Fungi, Ascomycota, Eurotiomycetes, Chaetothyriales, Cyphellophoraceae. The coding region runs from base 1 to 603 and encodes 200 amino acids. The transcript has a single exon. The record is from RefSeq and is a predicted model, not a curated record.